AUGGGCAAUCCGACGGUGCUACUAUAUGGCCGUGCACAGUAUGAACUUUCGGAAUGGAAAUAUACGACACAACUUCGGAUUAAAACUGGAACUGGUAGGUCACAUAUCACGCAAACAGCUAAUAAUUGCUUGUUUAAUAAAAAUUCAUUGUUAUUGAAAAUUUGCUUUAUGAGACCAAAUAUUUUUUACUCCCUAACAUUUGUAGCUGAAAAGGAGCAAGGAGUACGUAUAGUUGAUAAAUUGUUAGUUGAAUUUGGUAAUCGAAUGCCGCCAUUGUCAUUCAAUUUGAAGGAUACAAAAGUAAAACGCAUUAAAUUCGAAAUGCGAUUAAUAAAUAAGUUAUAUGAACAGUUACCGACAUUUCAAAGUGGAGGCGAUAUAAUAUUAUUAUUCGAACAAAAUGAAAAGUUAUACGUCGAUAAAGCAUUGUUAGCUGUACAUUCUCGUUAUAUGGCAUCAAUGCUUCACGAUGCCGCUCCUAAUGCUAUAAUUGAUAUGUGUUUCUUUGGUCUUAAUGAUUUUUUGGAAUUACUUUAUCAAAUUUAUGACACUAGGCGACCAAUUUCCGCCAAUCUUUUUGCACUUUCGCGAGCAGCAAUAAGUUAUAAGGCUGAUGUGAUCCUAGCCAGAAUCACCAAAUUUAUAUCAAAUCUUGAUAUGGAUUUGAUAUCCAAAUUUCAAUUAGCUAUUCAAUUGGAAUUGGAUCACACACUCAUCGAAUUAGUUUACGACGCCGAACAGCGAGGUGUGUGGAGAGAUUUGAUCGAACAAGGAUUUGAGCCAAAAUCGCUUGGUACCGAAAUUUACCAUCGUAUUAUUUGUCCGGCAAUAAUUAAAGCUCGGCAGUAUCGCCUGGGUGUCAAUCCUUAUUCGUCGCAUUUACAAUUUAAUUUCCGUAUACCACAACACCCGUAUACUGUACCAUUGUUGGUACCGGGUCAAACAUUAUAUGUUAAUAAAGGAAUAUUAUCAUUAUAUGGUAUUAAUAUUUUGGAAAAUUUACAAGGUGGAUAUUUUCUACGAAUAACAUCAAAAUUGGCCGCAUCUUGCGCCAAUGCUGGUAUUACCGUAAUAGAUCUAAUCCUGAAAAUGCUACAACAUAUGUAUCCGAGCCAAGCGGUCGUGCCAGGCCCUUAUAUUCGACCGAUGAUGUCAUUGGCUGAGGAACAUGGAAUGAAAAGAUUGUUGAAUAGUCUAUGCGAAGUUACUCUUAUUUCAUUUAUUUCAACGCAUGAUAAUUUCUAA
Molecule: messenger RNA, 1245 nt
Organism: Cercopithifilaria johnstoni
Lineage: Eukaryota; Metazoa; Nematoda; Chromadorea; Rhabditida; Onchocercidae
Source: the annotation of a GenBank genome assembly